AUGCCUCAGCCUAUCCCUACAGCCAGCCAUCUUCUUGACCUCUUCAGCUUGAAGGGCAAGGUCGUCGUCGUCACCGGGGCUUCCGGGCCUCGUGGUAUGGGAAUUGAGGCCGCGCGUGGUUGCGCCGAGAUGGGCGCUGAUCUUGCCAUCACAUAUGCAUCGCGCAAAGAGGGCGCGGAGAAGAAUGCGGCUGAUCUGAGCAAGGAAUACGGCGUCAAGGUCAAGGUAUACAAAGUCAACCAGAGCGACUACAACGACGUCGAGCGCUUUGUGAACCAGGUCGUUUCUGAUUUUGGCAAGAUUGACGCCUUCAUUGCCAAUGCUGGUGCCACAGCCAACAGUGGCGUUGUCGACGGCAGUUCUAGUGAUUGGGACCAUGUUAUCCAAGUCGAUCUUAGUGGUACUGCAUACUGCGCAAAGGCCGUUGGUGCGCACUUCAAGAAGCAAGGUCAUGGCUCCCUUGUAAUCACAGCCUCAAUGUCCGGCCAUGUCGCAAACUACCCUCAGGAACAGACUUCAUACAACGUUGCGAAGGCAGGCUGCAUCCAUCUGGCGCGCUCGCUGGCCAACGAAUGGCGCGACUUCGCCCGUGUCAACAGCAUCUCGCCAGGCUACAUUGAUACAGGCCUGUCGGAUUUCAUCGACGCCAAGACGCAAGAGCUAUGGCGAAGCAUGAUCCCUAUGGGACGCAAUGGCGAUGCCAAAGAGCUCAAGGGUGCAUAUGUCUAUCUCGUCAGCGAUGCUAGUUCGUAUACUACGGGAGCUGAUAUUGUAAUUGAUGGAGGCUAUACCACUCGAUGA
Molecule: messenger RNA, 801 nt
Organism: Trichoderma asperellum CBS 433.97
Lineage: Eukaryota; Fungi; Ascomycota; Sordariomycetes; Hypocreales; Hypocreaceae
Gene: LXR1
Product: L-xylulose reductase
Cellular component (GO): intracellular anatomical structure
Molecular function (GO): oxidoreductase activity, acting on NAD(P)H, oxygen as acceptor
Source: RefSeq, a predicted model, not a curated record